Messenger RNA from Colletotrichum godetiae, 1070 nucleotides. RefSeq lists its product as uncharacterized. NCBI's taxonomy places the organism in Eukaryota, Fungi, Ascomycota, Sordariomycetes, Glomerellales, Glomerellaceae. The transcript is spliced from 2 exons. The record is from RefSeq and is a predicted model, not a curated record. Gene Ontology annotation, molecular function: oxidoreductase activity. The coding region runs from base 170 to 976 and encodes 268 amino acids.
AGACAUUCCUGACUUCUAGACAACUCGGAUGUUUGAAUAUAAAGGGCUGUCGUGUUGAAGUCCCAAGCCAAAUCUGAAGAAGAAUUAUUAAAUCAGCAAUCACAGAAUUCUCUAUUACAUUACAUCUCACAUAUCAAAUUUGGAUAUAUAAACGCCACUAGCUGCCAUCAUGUCUCUGCCCUAUCACAAAGUCUUACUAGUCGGAGCGACCUCAGGAAUCGGUGCAGCUCUGGCGGACAAACUUGUCCAGAAUGGCACUUUCGUUAUCGCUGCCGGCAGAAGAAAGGAGAACCUCGACCAGUUCGUCGCCAAGCACGGCAACACCAAGGCAGCAGCAGCGGUUGUGGAUAUUCUCAAGUUGGAGUCGAUACCGGAAUUCGCUGCAUCCAUCAUAAAGGAACACCCUGACCUCGAUUGCGUCUUCUUAAACGCCGGAGUCCAGCGAGGUAUCGACUUUACCAAGCCUGAAGAUGUCAGCUUAGACAUCAUUCACGAUGAGCUUCUCGCAAACUACCUCUCCCACGUCCACUUGACCAAGGCCUUCCUUCCUCAUCUCUCGAAACAAGACAAACAGACCGUUUUGCUGUACACAACUUCCCAGCUCGGCCUCAUCCCGAUGAAGAGGUGCCCCAACUACAGCGGCUCCAAGGCUGCCAUGCAUGGCUUCAUCCUCGCACUCAGAUCCCAGCUCAAGGACGCGUCUUCAAAGGUUAAGAUUGUAGAAGUUUACCCGCCUGCGGUGCAAACGGAGCUGCAUGAUGCCAAGAAUCAGCCCGACUUGAAGAACGGCCAUGCUAUUGGCAUGCCGGUGGACGAAUUUGCCAAUGAGGUCUACCAGAGAUGGGUCAAUGGAGAGGAUCAGAUCCCGGUUGGAACCGCUAAGCCCAUGUUUGAUGCAUUUGAGACCAAGAGACAGGACUACUAUGAGAGCUUUAAUGCCGAGAUGGACAGGGUACUGGUGGACUUUACCGUUUGAGUGUUACUAUUGAGUCGAAAAGUCUUUGGAAAAGUACAAUGAAUGAAUCAAACGUCAAUUUGAUGAUCACAAGUACUAUGCGAUUCUUUGUGAA